Mesorhabditis belari is the source of this 2211-nucleotide messenger RNA. NCBI's taxonomy places the organism in Eukaryota, Metazoa, Nematoda, Chromadorea, Rhabditida, Rhabditidae. The record is from the annotation of a GenBank genome assembly.
AUGUCUGCCAAAGAACGGCGAGCUCUUCGGGAAGGCGAAUGGGCGUGCACGGAUCCGAAAUGCACGGAAGUGAAUGCGGAAAGAACACUCUUCUGUCAGUCUUGUGGGCGAGCCAAGCCGAAACCUAAGGCGAAAGUUGGACGAGAGAUUGGCAAGGAUGCUGCCGAAAAGUCGAAAGGACUAUUCGCAGCCGAAGAUUGGAUUUGCACAAAGUGUGGGAAUGUCAAUUGGGCUCGUCGUAACACUUGCAACAUUUGCAAUGCUAAAAAGCUUGGAGACACUGAACGUCGAACAGGUUAUGGCGGUGGCUAUAUGGAUCGACAGGAUGUCGAGUACAUUCAACGUGAAGACGAUGCUGAAUUUGAUGAGUUUGGACGCAAGAAAAAGCGCAAGCAAUCUGCGGAUGGCGCUAAAGCUGGCGAAACUCAGGAUGAUGAGAUAGAAGAGGUGAACGAUUUUAAUCAGCCAGAAGAGGAAUCGGAGAAAAGUUCCGGCUCCGAAACAUCGGCUAGCGACGAAGGAAGUGGCCACGAAGAUGAAGAUGAAGAUGAAGAUCUUGAUAAAUACGAUCUAACCGCUGAUGACACGGAGCUCAAAGACAAAGCCAAAUCAAAGGAAAACGAUGAAGAUGAUGAGAACGAGGAAGAAGAUGAUGAUUUGGACAAGUACGAUUUAACAGCUGGAAUAGAAAUCACCCCUCUUCAACUUGCUGUCGCUAACAAAGCCAACGAAGACUAUGACUCAGAUUGUACUUGCUCGUGUUCUGGUGGUGAAUGCUCUUGUAGCGAAAGUGAAUCUGAAAUCGAACGUCGUAGAGAAGAAGAGAAGAAGAAAGAAAGGGAGCUUCAAAAGGAAAAUGAGAAGCAGAAAGACCAGGACCGUGAAAAAGAUCGCGAAAAAGACCGAAAACGGAAAAGAUCUCGUUCGCGUGAAAAGGACCGCAAACGAAGCCGUUCACGUGAAAGGGAUCGAGAACGUAAACGAUCUAGGUCCCGUUCGAAAGACAAGAAACGUAGCAGAUCGCGCGAUAAGACGAGAAGAUCGAGGGAUCGAAGCCGUAGUCGCGACCGACGGCGUGAUCGACUUUGCUUCCCGAAACAAUCAACUAGGGCAAGUGAGAUGUCUGGUCUACAAUUUCAAAGCUUUACCAGUGCCGACUUCAGCACGAGUGCCUCGAAUGAACAAGGCUUUAAUGGAAAGAUUGGCGAUAAGAAUCAGGAUGAUGGCAGUGCUGCAACAACCGGAACGAAGCGUAAUUUCUUCUCCUUUUCGUUUUACCAACAAUUUUUUGAUGUUGACACUGAGCAGGUCACGAAGCGAUUGAUGAACAGUGUCAUUCCCACCCAUAACAGUUUCAUCGCUGAUUUCAUUCAGCCUAUGCCUGAUUUGUAUGGACCAUUUUGGGUGGCGGUGACUUUGGUGUUUUCAAUCGGAAUCUUCUCCAACAUUGCUCAAUACAUUGAGAAUGAAGGUGGAACUGGGGAGUAUGGAUCCGACUUUCGAAUGGUAACGGGUGCUUCGACGCUGAUCACGUCGUACCUGGUGUUCAUUCCGUUGAUUCUUUAUGCCCUUAUUUGGUACCGGAAAAGCGAGGUGCAGUUUUCUUACUUCGAGAUUCUUUGUGCGUAUGGUUACAGCUUAACGAUUUUCAUUCCAGUUUCGCUCUUGUGGGUGAUUGAUGUUGGUGCACUUCGAUGGGCUCUCAUUGGAAUCUCAGUUGCUCUUUCGGGAACCGUGCUUGUUAAAGCUUUAUGGCCAGCUUUCAAAAACGAUGCAAAUAAAUUGAUCUCAUUUGGAGUCGUUUUUGGAAUAAUUUUCUUCCAUUUUCUUCUCGCCCUUUGCUUUAAGGAAUAUUUCUUCGACGCAGUUCAUGGCCGUUCUCCUGCACCGCUUGGGAAGAACGAGGUCGAUGUGAGCAAGCCACCAAUUGGUGCUCAGGGCGUUCCAGAUCACAGCAAUUCUUCAAUUGUUCCACCCCCAGUUCUCCCAAAACUUCCGGCCAAAGCAGAAAGUCAAAAGGUGCCAAUUGACAAUUCCACAGUUGUUGCUCCAAAUCCCGAUAGGAAGAAUGACGUCGUGAAUGCCGUUAGCCCUCCUGUUAGCGGCACUAAUACUAACGCCAACGACACGAAACCGGCCGACAGUCAGCCAAAUAACGCGGUUGAGCAAAAAGAUAAGAAGGAAAGCAAAAAUGAAACCGCCGCCAUUCAG